Messenger RNA from Micromonas pusilla CCMP1545, 2184 nucleotides. RefSeq lists its product as uncharacterized. Lineage: Eukaryota; Viridiplantae; Chlorophyta; Mamiellophyceae; Mamiellales; Mamiellaceae. The coding region runs from base 25 to 2100 and encodes 691 amino acids. The transcript has a single exon. Gene Ontology annotation, molecular function: protein binding. The record is from RefSeq and is a predicted model, not a curated record.
GCGUCCGCGUCCGGGGACUGGGGCAUGGCCCGCCCGUCGACGCGCGGGCCCGUGAUCAAAGUCAAGGAGAAAGACUCGCGCGGCGACGCGGAGCUCGGCCGCGGCGUCGACGACCGGGCGAGAUCUUCUUCCGAUCUCUCCUCCGCGGCCGACGCCGUCGCCACCGCGUCCGCGUCGUCGUCCGUCGCGACGGUCUCCCCCGACGCCGCCGCGUUCUCGUGCAAGAAGUGCGCGCGCGGGUCCUCGUGCUGGCCCGUGCACGUCGUCACGCAGAGCCUCGCGAAGAUGCGCGACGACUCCAAGCGCGGUCGCGCGGCGUCCGCGCGCCGCGGUGGCGCGUCGUCGUCGUCGUCGUCGUCGUCGUCGUCGUCGUCGUCGUCGUCGUCGUCGUCGUCGCGCGCGAUCGAUCCCGAGGCGCCGUGGGCCGCCAUCGACGGCCUCCGCGCGGACGGCCAUCGCCCGACGUUCAAGACGUACACCGCGCUCAUCACCUGCGUCGGCGAGCUCGGCACCCCGCGCGACGCGGAGGUCGUCCUCGACCGCAUGCGCGACGCGGGCGAGUCCCCGGACGCUCGCGCGUUCAACGCCGUCGCGCACGCGUGGUGCGCCGCGGACGACCCGCGAUCGGCGGAACGCGUCGUCGAGCGCAUGCUCGGCGAGGGCGUGCGACCGAACGACGCGACGUACCCGGAGAUCGUCCACGCGUACGCCAAGGCGGGCGCGACGAGCCGCGUCGAGGCGGUCAUCUCGCGCAUCGAGAGCGACGCGGGAGAGCUCGCGCUCGGCGAGAAGGUGUACCACGCCUUCGUGCGAGGUUGCUGCGACGGCGGGAGACCGGAGGACGCCGAGCGCGUCAUCGAGCGGUGGCGGUACGAACAGUUCGACAUGGAGCGCGUCGCGGAUAAGAAGGGAGCGAUAUGCAAGCCCGUCGCGGCGUCGUACGGGAUGAUCAUCGAUCACUACGCGCGCGACGGACGCAUGGGCGACGCGCGGCGGCUGCUCAAUCAGAUGCAGUGGGACAACGUGGCGCCGUCGAUCGACGUCUUCAACAUGCUGUUGCGAGGCUACCUCGCGAUCGGGAACGUCGGCGCCGCGCAGGACGUGUUUCGGGAGCUCGAAGGCGGCGGGACGUGGGACAUGGAGAGCCUCGGGAUCGAGCCCGACGUCGUGAGCUACACGAGUCUCCUCGACCACUGGGCCGCCGUCGGCGACGCGGAGCUCGCGGAGAAGGUGCUCUCGAAGAUGAUCGCGAAGGGGGUAACGCCUGAUCUUCGGACGUUUGGGGCGCUCGUGAAAGCGCACGCGCGCGCGGGCGACCCGGAGAGCGCGGAGGAUGUUUUGAGAAGGAUGCGCGAGUUCGACGCGCCGGCGGAGAAGAGAAGAGGCGGCGGCGGCCGCGGCGGCGGCGCGGGGGGCAAAAAGAAGGCGCCGCCCGCGAACGCGAACGCGAAGACGGCGGCGGCGGCUCGAAAGAAGCUGAAACCGAACGUGGUGCUGUACAGCACCGUCGUCAGCGCGUACGCCUCGCGCGGCGAAAUGCGCGAGGCGAAACGCGUCAUCGCUCAGAUGCCCGCCGACGGCGUGAAACCGAACGACCGCACGUACGGGCACUUAGUCUGGGGGUACGGCUCCCUCGGCGACGUCGCCGGGAUCACCGCGAGCGCGCGCGCGAUGGCGGAGGACGGCGUGAGCCUCCGCGCGGGCGGGCCGGGGCGAUCCGCGCUCGUGCGCGCGUGCCGAGAGUGUGGGCUGCCCGCGUCGCACGUGGAUCGAAUGGUCGACGCGCUGACGCCGACGCGGAAGAAGAACGGCAACGGCGGGGGGGGAUGGCGCAGGAAAGGCGACGGCGGCGGCGGCGGCGGCGGAGAGAAGCGGGCCGGCGGCGGGACGCGCGCGACGAAGGGGAAGCCGGGACCGGCGGCCCCGACCGCGUCGACGCUGCGCGUCGCCGGCGGAUCCCGCGGCGUGGGGCGCGUCCGCGUCGGGGGGAGGCCGCGCGCGGGGUCGGGGGCGAGGUCGGUCGCCGCGAGGAGAGCGUACGGCGGCGGCGGCGUCGCGGGACUCGCGGCGGUCGCCGCUCGCGUCUUCGCGUUCUUUUAGACGGAGACCGAAAUCGAGUCGCGUCGUCGCGUCGUCGCGUCGUCUUCAAAGUAAAUUAUGUCUCAACAAAUCAAAAGAUAUCUC